Molecule: messenger RNA, 374 nt
Organism: Rhizophagus irregularis DAOM 181602=DAOM 197198
Lineage: Eukaryota; Fungi; Glomeromycota; Glomeromycetes; Glomerales; Glomeraceae
Source: RefSeq, a predicted model, not a curated record
AUGGCACAUUGUGCCCAGAUGAUUCCAGGAGCAGAAUCAUUAAGUUUUCAAUGUGUCAAAAGUGAAGUGUGUGAAAAAUAUUUGGAAUUGUUUAAGAAUAGACAUUCUCCAGUUACAGCGAAGUAUUCAUAUGAAGAUGAACUCCACCUCUUUGCAGAAAAUGAUCAAGAAUUAUCAGAAUUGCUUGCAAAUUGAGGCAACAAUCUGGACUAUGGUUAUGUUAUUAGGCUAUUCCAAGAGUAUUAUAAAAAUAUACUGGGCAGCUCCAAUGGAAAAAAAUGUUUGAAUGUUUAGCACAAGUAAUUGAAAGUUAUAACAUCUCAGGUAAUGGUAGAGCAGUAUUUCAGGAGUAUGAAUGUAUGAUGCACAAGCUG